ACAAAAUAAAAACCUCAACAAAAUCCUGUAUAGUCUGAGGUUUACAUGAGUCCUCAAUAAUCGGAUUUCUUUGUAAAUACGUAACCUAUUCCAACCCGGAAGUAAACCCACCGUGAUAUAUGGACGUGACGUCAAAAUCUAGCCGCUGUUUAAAAACAACAACAUGGAAUCUGUAUUCUGGCCGAUGUUAAUUUUGCAGUUUUUAUUGCUGCAAUUAUCAUAUAAUGCUGCCCUUCUGCAAGCGGUCUCCAUUUUAUUACAAAGACGUAGGCAAGCGUUUCUGGAGCGCGCGGCGGCUCUCGGGCCCAGUGUGCGUCUUCCUCCGUUACCGACAAAAAGCCGCUCGUGCUGGAUGCGCGUCCGGAGUCGGGACUGGUGGGAGAGAGUGGUGCUGCAGGAGUUCUCAGACGCAGAAUGGAGAGAGCAUUUCAGGAUGUGUCGCGGAUCUUUUGCGAAACUGUGUGACCUGAUGAAAGACGUCAUGAGCCCCGGGGAGAUGACCGUGCGACCCGCGAUCCCUUUAGAAAUGCGGGUGGCCAUAGCGCUGUAUAAGCUCGGCGGCUGCGGGGAGUACAGGUCAAUCGCGUACCGCUUUGGUGUCCAUAAGACGACGGUGAUGAAAUUUGUUUACAUGUUCUGUAAAGGCAUUGUAAACCAAGCGAUAGGACACUUCGUCAACAUGCCGAGCCUGCAGGAAGCCUGCUCCAUCGCUGAGCGCUUUGAGAGCAAGUUCUGUAUUCCUCAGGUUCUCGGAUGUGUUGGUUUAACCCACAUCCCUGUCCUGGCUCCCAGUGAUGGCUACAUGAAUUUUCUCAACCGUAAGGGUUGGACAUCUUAUGUGCUGCAAGGCGUCGUUGAUGACAAUUAUUGCUUCUGGAGUGCGAGCUGUAAAGUUCCUGGAGGUGCCCAUGAUGCCACUGUAUUUAAGCAAUCCCAGCUGUUCAACAUGGCUCACCUUCUUCCUAAGCAUAACUGUGACAUCGGUGGAACACAAGUCAACUUCCUUGUUCUUGGUGACACAGCCUACCCACUCCUGGAAUGGCUCAUGAAGGCAUAUACCCCCAGUCCUACUCUAACCCCUCAGCAAAAUUCCUUUAACGUUUACCUUAAUGAUGCAAGAGCUGCAAUGGAAAUUGCCUUUGGGAGGUUGAAAGCAAGAUGGAGGGUUCUUCUGAAGAGAAGUGACUUCCACUAUACCUUUUCACCAUAUGUUGCAAUUACUUGCUGUGCGCUGCACAAUUUCUGCGUAAGGGAAAACGAAUCUUUCCCUCAAGCCUGGAUGGAAGAGGCUGCUGCUUUGGAGAGAGCUGUGCCGCAGCCAAAGAAACAGCCACAUUCACAAUCAAAUAAUGCUGGUGAAGCUGUAAGGCGGGUCCUCACGGAAUAUGUGGCCAGCAAUUUUCCUCUUCGCAUGCAAGAACAAUAAACAGGGUCUGAUUGAUGGAGGACAUUGUGAAUAUUUACUGAUUUUUUUUUUUACUUGGUUUGAUAUGUUUUCACUUAUUAUGAAAAUGUAGCUUUUUAGUAAAGCAUUGCUGAGUAAUUGCUGCUUUUUAAUUAAGCAUUGCUGACUGAACACUGAUUCCUGACAUUAAUGACCAAGUGAUGUUUUUUUAUUCAUGAUAUUCAAGUUAUUCAUUCUUCUAUUUUGUGUAGCACUUCAGUGAAUGCUGAAGAAAAUUUUCUACUGAACAACUUUUCCUCUUUCCUUUACAAAACUUGAAUUUUUAAAAGUACUGAUGCACAAAUAUGUAACAAUGUACUGUAUACACAAUGUACACCUUAUUUUGAUCAUAAAUCGAAAUACAUGCUGUUUGUUUAA
Messenger RNA from Ictalurus furcatus (blue catfish), 1822 nucleotides. RefSeq lists its product as uncharacterized. The record is from RefSeq and is a predicted model, not a curated record. Bases 164 to 1426 code for a protein of 420 amino acids. The transcript has 3 exons. Lineage: Eukaryota; Metazoa; Chordata; Actinopteri; Siluriformes; Ictaluridae.